Molecule: messenger RNA, 2722 nt
Organism: Haliotis rufescens (red abalone)
Lineage: Eukaryota; Metazoa; Mollusca; Gastropoda; Lepetellida; Haliotidae
Exons: 7
Coding region: 54-2075 (673 amino acids)
Biological process (GO): positive regulation of DNA-templated transcription
Cellular component (GO): chromatin; nucleoplasm
Molecular function (GO): ubiquitin-protein transferase activity; zinc ion binding
Source: RefSeq, a predicted model, not a curated record
UCAUCAAAGAAAAGACACAGUCAAGAUACUGACUUUUCUACGAGGACUCUCGAAUGAACACCUUCCCGAAGUGUUCUGUCUGUCAGCAGCAGUUUACCCUGAAAGGUCCAGUCCCCUACUUACUGCCCUGUCUACACGCUGUGUGUGAGACGUGUGUGACAUCUGCAGCUGGCGGUGUGAUAUCAUGCUCUACAUGUCAGAGGGAGGUCAACCUCACAGACACAAGUCUCCAGAAGGAUGCUGUGAGACAGAAGGAAAUAUUCCACCUCACAGUCAAACAUCGCCCCACAGAGCUCCUCUGUACAAAUGACGAUGAUGGCAACCAGGCUGUGUGUUGGUGUCAGGAGUGUGAAGACUUCCUCUGUGAAUACUGCCAGAACAUGCACAGCAGCUUCAAACGUACCAGAAACCAUCCCGUGCACAAGUUUGGGGAUAUUAUUCUGCAAAAUCUUGGAAAUGAAACAAAUUGCAGUAUUCACAACCGUUAUCCACUUGAUUUGUUUGACAAAAGCUGCAACAUGUCUAUCUGUGGUCGAUGUAGCAGAGGAGAGCACGUGGAUCAUGAGGUUGAGGAUCUGGAUGAGGCUGCUGAAGGCGUUAAACAGCGGAUUGAACAACACGGGAAAGAUCUGUCGGCGCUACUGUCUCGUCAGCAAACACACCUUCAGAGUAUCAGACAAGAUACAAAGUUAGCAGACAGGACGCAGAACACAUUGAGAGAGACAAUAGGACAUACGUUCCAGUCUUUAAGAUCACAGCUUGACCAAAGGGAGAAGGAACUCUUGAUUGAUCUUGAAAGUCAGACCAGGGAAACCAAAGCAACUCUCCGUGCUCUUCAAACCUCAUGUGAAGAGGAUCAAGCAAAAUGCACCGGGGUUUUAGAUUACAUCAGAAAAAGUGUUGUCUAUGCUUCCAAAUCGUUUCUCUUGCAACUAGAGAGUUCUGUUGAGGGGAUAACUCGGACUUGCCUGGAGACUGCUGCACCUCAAACACACGAUGUACCCACAGCGGCCUUCAACACCAACGGCUUGUCCAAACUGAAAUCAGAUAUGUCUGGAUUUGGUACCAUCACUGCUUUGAAAGAAGAGAUUAUUGACACAGGUGAUGAUAAGCAAACACAGACUGAUGAUGACUAUUUGGCGGACCUGGAACAGAAACACGAAAUGGAGCUUGCAGAACUGAAAUCAAAUAUCGCUUCAGACAAGGAAAGAAUUGAAUUACUACAAGCCCUAACGGACAAAUUGAAUGAUGAAGCGUACAACAUGAACAUGACGCUAGCUGAGAAAGACGAAACCUGUAAGAUCGCCUCAGAGACCAUUGGCCGUCUACAUACAUCCUUGAUUGGUUUCCCUACUGAAGGCUGUGUUCACCUGAUGAAGACAGGUGUAGCGGACAGAUGCAUGAUCCUGCAUUGUAUACAUCUGAAGUAUGACAAAGACAGAGUCAAUCUCGACUACGUCCACAUCAACACAGAAGGAGACCUGGUCAACAGAGAGUCGGGCACCAGACCUGCAGGGGAGGGGAGACUGAAGGCGUAUGAUGGCACAUGUAGCACUGCCCCCCUCCCCCGGGCUGGCUGUCCCCAGUACUGGGAGAUGAAGUCGAGGGUCAGUCUUGACGAACCACUCACAGAGGACUGGCUCAUCCUGGAGUUGGGUGUGUGUGGGGAGGAGCAGAGGGACGUGUGGCAUUGUAUCAGUGGACAACCCAGCUCCUGCAGCAUGCAGGUCGCCCACUGUCACUGUACUACACACGGCGGGAUAUGCAGGACGACAUGGAAGGAGGGGAAGUAUGUGCUGUGUCUGCCUGACACUCUCCCCAACACAACAGGGGCAUCACACACACUACAUUACGGUGUUGUCUAUGAUGACGCCAGGAAGAAGAUUGUCUUCAUUGAUGUGAAGGAGAACAAAGUGAUGUCGACGUUAGACAAUGUAGACUCCAGUCAGCCACUGUGGCCGAUGUUCGGGGUGUAUAUGCCCUCAUUGGGUAAUGUCAGCAUGACACUUGUAGUGGGCAGCGACAUCAACAUGACAGAGGAGAAGAAAGCAAUGAUUGUCAAGGCGCUGUCGUGAUGGUGACAGUGAUUGUCAAGGCGCUGUCGUGAUGGUGACAAUGAUUGUCAAGGCGCUGUCGUGAUGGUGACAAUGAUUGUCAAGGCGCUGUCGUGAUGGUGACAAUGAUUGUCAAGGCGCUGUCGUGAUGGUGACAAUGAUUAUCAAGGCGUUGUCGUGAUGGUGACAAUGAUUGUCAAGGCGCUGUGGUGAUGGUGACACUGAUUAUCAAGGCGUUGUCGUGAUGGUGACAAUGAUUGUCAAGGCGCUGUCGUGAUGGUGACAAUGAUUAUCAAGGCGUUGUCGUGAUGGUGACAUGAUUGUGAAGGCGCUGCCGUGAUAGUGACACUGAUUAUCAAGGCACUGUCGUGAUGGUGACAAUGAUUGUCAAGGCGCUGUCGUGAUAGUGACAAUGAUUGUCAAGGCACUGUCGUGAUGGUGACAAUGAUUGUCAAGGCGUUGUCGUGAUGGUGAAAAUGAUUGUCAAGGGGCUGUCGUGAUGGUGACAAUGAUUGUCAAGGCGUUGUCGUGAUGGUGACAAUGAAUGUCAAGGCGUUGUCGUGAUAGUGAUAAUGAUUGUCAAGGCACUGUCGUGAUGGUGACAAUGAUUAUCAAGGCGUUGUCGUGAUGUUGACAAUGAUUGUCAAGGCGCUGUCGUGAUGGUGACA